AUGCCGCGGCUGUAUGACAUGCGAGAGCCAUACCGGGAUCAAGAUCCACAUCGGCAAGAGAAAAAGUUUAAGGACCAGCAGCACAAAGAGCAUCUGACCUUUCGCUCGUUCUGUACGGGACAAGGUCGAGACGUUGGAGCCACGGCCUUCUUAGCUCCCCCUCCACGGCGACCUGGUCUUGUGGUGGGUACGGGAGCCGUGCAGGAGCCUGGUGGCAUGGGUGCGAUAGGUGCUCAUCUUGGCGAGCAAGUACUGCUUCAAAACAUGAAGCGGCGGCAAGACCUGAACGGCCUCGCUGGCACCGUGGUGUCUGACAAGACAGAUCAAUUUGGACGUGUCUACGUGAACAUCAGUCAAAAGGACGCUGAGCCUCGCGUAAUCAAAGUGCUGCCUGAGCGGCUUUAUCGCCAAGGAGAUGAGCGCGAUGGCAUCCCCAGCUGGAUGCCCAAAGGACGAGAACCGACAGAUCCGUUGGGUGCCAGCUUUUGGUCGUCUUCGGGCAUCCGCACGGGCUUCCCAGGCUUUGGAAUUAUGCAGGAGAGUGCAACAAGAAGGGCGUGGCUGUGGGUGCUUGCGCAGGGUUUCUCAACGCUUGUCCAAUUUCGAGAGUUGUCUAGCCUUCGAAAGGCAGACAUCAUGACAUGUUGUCACCCACGGGGGGUCUUUCAAGCGAUUGCCCAGAACUUCGUGGAGUUGAGAUCACCGGUGCUCGCUGUAUGGUGUGCUGCAAUGUUUGACCGGUUCGCAAUGGUGAAACCAGUGGAGAAACAACGUGAAACAACUGCUUUGUAAUUUUUAACUUAUGUUCAACGAGCUCAGAUUUAGGCUGC
Molecule: messenger RNA, 830 nt
Organism: Cladocopium goreaui
Lineage: Eukaryota; Dinophyceae; Suessiales; Symbiodiniaceae
Source: the annotation of a GenBank genome assembly